Messenger RNA from Dipodomys ordii (Ord's kangaroo rat), 3199 nucleotides. RefSeq names its product chloride channel, voltage-sensitive 6 (gene Clcn6). The record is from RefSeq and is a predicted model, not a curated record. Gene Ontology annotation, molecular function: voltage-gated chloride channel activity. The transcript is spliced from 23 exons. Gene Ontology annotation, biological process: transmembrane transport; chloride transport. NCBI's taxonomy places the organism in Eukaryota, Metazoa, Chordata, Mammalia, Rodentia, Heteromyidae. Gene Ontology annotation, cellular component: intracellular membrane-bounded organelle; lysosomal membrane. Bases 74 to 2686 code for a protein of 870 amino acids.
AGUCACGUGAAGCACGCAUCCUAGGGAGGAGGGGUUUGGCUGAGGGGUCCGAAGUGGCAGUAAAAAGAGGAAGAUGGCGGGGUGCAGGGGAUCCCCGUGCUGCUGCUGCCGGUGGUGCUGCUGUUGCGGCGAGCGCGAGACCCGCACCCCGGAGGAGCUGACCAUCCUUGGGGAGACACAGGAAGAGGAAGAUGAGAUCCUUCCAAGGAAAGACUAUGAGAGUCUGGACUACGACCGCUGUAUCAACGACCCUUACCUGGAGGUGCUGGAGACUAUGGAUAACAAGAAGGGGCGGAGGUACGAGGCGGUGAAGUGGAUGACAGUGUUCGCCAUUGGAGUCUGCACCGGCCUGGUGGGUCUCUUCGUAGACUUUUUUGUGCGACUCUUCACCCAGCUCAAGUUCGGAGUGGUCCAAACGUCCGUGGAAGAAUGUAGCCAGAAAGGCUGCCUGGCCCUGUCCCUCCUCGAACUCCUGGGUUUUAACUUGACCUUUGUCUUCUUGGCAAGCCUUCUUGUCCUGAUUGAGCCAGUGGCAGCAGGUUCGGGAAUACCUGAGAUCAAGUGCUACCUGAAUGGCGUGAAGGUGCCAGGAAUCGUCCGGCUCCGGACCCUGCUUUGCAAAGUCCUGGGAGUGCUCUUCAGUGUGGCUGGAGGGCUCUUUGUGGGGAAGGAAGGCCCCAUGAUCCACAGCGGAGCCGUGGUGGGAGCUGGCCUUCCUCAGUUUCAGAGCAUCUCCUUGCGGAAGAUCCAGUUUAACUUCCCUUAUUUCCGAAGCGACAGAGACAAGCGAGACUUUGUCUCAGCCGGGGCAGCCGCAGGGGUGGCUGCCGCUUUCGGGGCACCCAUUGGAGGCACCUUGUUUAGUCUGGAGGAGGGCUCGUCCUUCUGGAACCAAAGGCUCACAUGGAAAGUGCUCUUCUGCUCUAUGUCUGCCACCUUCACCCUGAACUUCUUCCGUUCUGGGGUUCAGUUUGGAAGUUGGGGCUCCUUCCAGCUCCCAGGAUUGCUGAGCUUUGGCGAGUUUAAGUGCUCUGACUCUGAUAAAAAAUGUCAUCUCUGGACAGCUAUGGAUUUGGGGUUCUUCGUCGUGAUGGGGGUCAUUGGGGGCCUCCUAGGAGCCACAUUCAACUGUCUGAACAAGAGGCUUGCAAAGUACCGGAUGCGAAACGUGCACCCGAAACCUAAGCUCGUCAGAGUCUUGGAGAGCCUCUUGGUGUCCCUGGUAACCACCGUGGUGGUGUUUGUGGCCUCAAUGGUAUUAGGAGAAUGUCGAGAGAUGUCCUCUGCGGGUCAAAUCGGCAAUGGCUCCGUCCAGCUCCAGGUCACAUCAGAAGAUGUAAAUUCAAGUAUCAAGACGUUUUUUUGUCCCAAUGAUACAUACAAUGACAUGGCCACACUCUUCUUCAAUCCUCAGGAGUCAGCCAUUCUCCAGCUUUUCCACCAGGACGGGACCUUCAGCCCCGUCACCCUGGCCUUGUUUUUCAUUCUCUAUUUCCUGCUUGCCUGUUGGACUUACGGCAUUUCUGUUCCGAGUGGUCUGUUUGUGCCCUCUCUGCUGUGUGGGGCAGCUUUUGGGCGCCUUGUUGCCAAUGUCCUGAAAAGCUACAUCGGACUGGGCCACAUCUACUCAGGGACCUUUGCCCUGAUUGGUGCAGCGGCCUUCUUGGGCGGCGUGGUCCGGAUGAGCAUCAGCCUGACGGUCAUCCUGAUCGAGUCGACCAACGAAAUCACCUAUGGGCUUCCCAUCAUGAUCACCCUGAUGGUAGCCAAGUGGACAGGGGACUUUUUCAAUAAGGGCAUCUAUGACAUCCACGUGGGCCUGCGGGGCGUGCCACUCCUGGAGUGGGAGACCGAGGUGGAGAUGGACAAGCUGAGAGCUAGCGACAUCAUGGAGCCCAACCUGACAUACGUCUACCCGCACACUCGCAUCCAGUCUCUGGUCAGCAUCCUACGCACCACGGUCCACCACGCCUUCCCAGUGGUAACAGAGAACCGGGGCAACGAGAGGGAGUUCAUGAAGGGCAACCAGCUCAUCAGCAACAACAUCAAGUUCAAGAAGUCCAGCAUCCUCACGCGCGCGGGCGAGCAGCGCAAGCGGAGCCAGUCCAUGAAGUCCUAUCCGUCCAGUGAGCUGCGCAACAUGUGCGAGGAGCACGCGGCCCCCGAGGAGCCAGCCGAGAAGGAGGACCUGCUGCAGCAGAUGCUGGAGCGCAGAUACACCCCCUACCCCAACCUAUACCCUGACCAGUCCCCGAGCGAAGACUGGACCAUGGAGGAGCGCUUCCGCCCGCUGACCUUCCACGGCCUCGUCCUGCGCUCACAGCUCGUCACCCUGCUCGUCCGGGGCGUGUGCUACUCGGAAAGCCAGUCGAGUGCCAGCCAGCCACGCCUUUCCUAUGCUGAGAUGGCCGAGGACUACCCGCGGUACCCCGACAUCCAUGACCUGGACCUGACGCUGCUGAACCCUCGGAUGAUUGUGGAUGUCACCCCAUACAUGAACCCUUCCCCAUUCACCGUCUCUCCCAACACCCACGUUUCCCAAGUCUUCAACCUGUUCAGGACCAUGGGCCUCCGCCACCUGCCUGUAGUGAACGCAGUGGGAGAGAUCGUGGGGAUCAUUACUCGGCACAACCUGACAUAUGAGUUUCUGCAGGCCCGGCUGCGGCAGCAUUACCAGACCCUCUGAGUCUGCGGCCCCCUCCCCAAGCCGCCUGGCAGGCGCAUGCUCACUCAAGGGCCCCACAGGUGGCUGGGCUGUUCCAGCCCAGAGGUUCCCAGUUACGCCCUUGCCCAGAAAGCCUGGAAUCAUCAAGCACUACGCUGGCCAGAGAUCCUGAAGAUGGGCCUGAACUGGAAGCUUGGGCUCUUCCAGCUUCUCCACAGGCCCCCGUUGUUCCCUGUGCUUCUGCAUCGGUGUCGGCACAGGCCUGCCCAACCCCCCCGUGAGCCAGGGCCAGGGGUGGAAGGCAGGCCGGGCCCUGCGUAUCUUUCCUGCCUGCCGUUCCUGCUCUCCUGGAGUGCCCAGCUGCUGCCUUAGAUCCUGGAUGGCCUGGGCCCAGGUGAACAAUGCGGGGCUGUUUUCCAUGAAGUCCAUUGCUGAGUUUGGAAAUUGGGCUUGGAGAAAGCCCCUGUGAACAGGGAGGCCUUUCUUGGAACGACGACUCCUCCUCCUCUUCCUCCUCCUCCUCCUCCUCCUCCU